This is a messenger RNA of Brassica oleracea var. oleracea, 874 nucleotides long. RefSeq names its product LIM domain-containing protein PLIM2a-like. The coding region runs from base 1 to 771 and encodes 256 amino acids. Gene Ontology annotation, molecular function: actin filament binding. NCBI's taxonomy places the organism in Eukaryota, Viridiplantae, Streptophyta, Magnoliopsida, Brassicales, Brassicaceae. Gene Ontology annotation, biological process: actin filament bundle assembly. The transcript has 4 exons. The record is from RefSeq and is a predicted model, not a curated record. Gene Ontology annotation, cellular component: plasma membrane; actin cytoskeleton.
AUGAAAAGAAAGAAACAAAAACUCAUUUUGUUUUUGUAUUCUCCUCGUUGUUUAACUCCAGAAACAACACAGAAGAUAGAAAAAAUGUCGUUUACAGGAACAUUGGAUAAAUGCAAGGCCUGUGACAAAACCGUCUACGUGAUGGAUUUGUUGACGUUGGAAGGAAACACUUAUCACAAAAACUGCUUCAGAUGCAGCCAUUGCAAUGGCUCUCUCGUGAUAAGUAACUACUCAUCAAUGGAUGGAGUUCUUUACUGCAAGCGUCACUUUGAGCAGCUUUUUAAAGAAUCUGUCAAGAGUCUUCACACAGGAGGAAAGACAGACAAGACGAAUGAUCAGCUAACUCGAGCUCCAAGCAAGUUAUCUUCAUUCUUCAGUGGAACACAAGACAAGUGUGCGACUUGUCAGAAAACCGUUUAUCCACUUGAGAAAGUAACAAUGGAAGGAGAAUGUUUCCACAAGACUUGCUUCAAGUGUGCACACAGUGGUUGUCCUUUGACUCACUCUUCGUACGCUUCUCUCAACGGCGUCCUCUACUGUAAAGUUCAUUUCAACCAGCUCUUUCUCGAGAAAGGAAGUUACAAUAACGUCCAUCAAGCUGCUGCUAACCACCGCCGAUCCGCCUCUUCUGGUGCCUCUUCUCCUCCUCAUGAUGACCACAAACCUGAAGAUGAGGCCGUGGUUCCCGAGGGAGAAGAAGGAGAAGGAAAAAAAGAAGAAGAAGCAGCCCCUGAAGCUGCAGGAGAAGAGCCUGAGCCUAAGGCUGAGUAACUAUCCUACCAGUUCUCAAGUUUGAAGUUUUAUAUGCUUUUUAUCUUUACAAAUUAAUAUAUGUAUACAAUCAUUCUUUUUGUAAAUUAUUGUAAAGCUUGGA